CAUUACAAACAAAAUAUGAAAUCAAUCAAUCAAUCAAUAGGAUACUGCCAUUUAAAAUUCUCUUAUUGGAUUCCGUAUACGAAUGUGGAUAUGGAUAGGAUCAUUCUUCACUAUCUCCAUCUUUAUCUUUCCAUGGAAAAUGAAUCUCACCUCAGGUAACUAAUUUGGAUAAGGAAUUCAAUUGAUUGAAUGUUGACAAUGGCUACUUCGGAAACUGUUCUGCAACGUCUAUCUGUGGCUUUUCCUGGCUUUAGUGGAGCUUUUUCGGUUGAAUCUGCUCUGAAAAAAAGCACAAGAUCAAGAGGAUUGGUUUCUCAUCAUCAUCAUCAAGGGCUCGAGAGUACCAACAGCAAUGGUAGGCCAAUAUCAUCAGUUCCUAAAAAGGCCACACACCAUUCACCACUUGUUGAUGAGUUCAAGGAGAAAAAACCAGAAGCCAAACAUGAAAAAAGGGGAUCGAUUGGUGGAGACAGAUUAGAGAAUGUUAGGGAAAGUAUGAUUGAGGAUGAAGCUUGGAAUUUAAUUCGGGAUUCCAUUGUUUAUUAUUGUAACAAUCCUAUUGGGACAAUUGCUGCUAAUGAUCCUAACAGCACUGGUGUUCUUAACUAUGAUCAGGUCUUUAUCCGUGAUUUCGUACCUUCUGCAAUAGCUUUUCUUUUGAAGGGAGAAUAUGAUAUUGUAAAGAACUUCAUACUUCACACCCUUCAGUUGCAGAGCUGGGAGAAAACUAUGGAUUGCCACAGUCCUGGUCAAGGCCUCAUGCCUGCCAGUUUCAAAGUCCGCACUGUUCCUCUGGAAGGUGAUGAUUAUGCAACUGAAGAUGUGUUAGAUCCUGACUUUGGUGAAGCUGCAAUCGGUCGUGUUGCGCCAGUUGAUUCUGGAUUGUGGUGGAUUAUAUUGCUGCGAGCAUAUGGAAAAAGCUCCGGAGAUCUCUCACUGCAAGAGAGAGUUGAUGUGCAGACAGGGAUAAAAAUGAUUUUGAAGCUGUGUCUUGCUGAUGGUUUCGAUAUGUUUCCAACUUUGUUGGUCACGGAUGGAUCUUGCAUGAUAGACCGUCGUAUGGGAAUUCACGGCCACCCGUUGGAGAUUCAGGCACUGUUUUAUUCAGCUCUACUUGGUGCUCGUGAGAUGCUUACUCCAGAGGAUGCAUCAGCUGACCUGUUAGAGGCACUCAACAACCGUCUAGUUGCUCUGUCCUUCCAUAUCAGAGAAUACUAUUGGAUUGAUUUGAGCAAACUCAAUGAAAUUUACCGAUACAAUACAGAGGAGUACUCAUACGAGGCUGUCAAUAAGUUCAAUAUCUAUCCUGAUCAGAUUCCUUCAUGGCUGGUGGAGUUUAUGCCAAGUAAAGGAGGCUAUUUGAUUGGAAACCUGCAGCCAGCUCACAUGGACUUUCGUUUCUUUUCUCUUGGAAACUUAUGGUCCAUUGUAAGCAGUAUUGCAACACUAGAUCAGUCACAUGCCAUAUUGGAUCUCAUUGAAUCGAAAUGGUCUGAACUAGUUGCAGAGAUGCCUCUCAAAAUAUGUUAUCCUGCUCUUGAAGGACAGGAAUGGCGAAUCAUAACAGGAAGCGAUCCGAAGAACACUCCUUGGUCUUACCACAAUGGAGGCUCUUGGCCUACAUUGCUAUGGCAGCUUACUGUGGCAUGCAUAAAGAUGAAUAGACCUGAAAUUGCCAUAAAAGCCGUCAAGGUAGCUGAAAAACGCAUCGCCGGUGACAAGUGGCCCGAAUAUUAUGACACCAAACAAGCCCGAUUUGUUGGAAAGCAGGCGCGUCUAUUUCAAACUUGGUCGAUUGCUGGAUAUCUUGUGGCGAAGCUCCUUAUAGCCAAUCCAACUGCAGCAAUGAUCCUUGAGAAUGAAGAAGAUUCAGAGCUCGUGAAUGCCUUCUCUUACAUGAUCAGCACUAAUCCGAGGAAGCGACGAGCAUUGAAAAAACAAAGCUUUAUUGUAUGAAACUGCAUGUGUUUUGAGAUUCAGUGGAGGAGAGAUGCCUCAACAAUUUUGAAGCCACUACUACUAGAGGGGAUAGAGGCAUUUGAUCUCAACAAUUUUGAAGCCACUAAAGUUGCAUCCAAACACAUUUGGUCACUAAAGUACCGAGUGAAAACCAAGGACGACAUGUAUUUUAUUACUUCGGAUUAUGAUUUCAUUGUAAACUUAAGAGCCAAUAAUUUUCUUUAAAAACUAGUUGGUUAAUGAAAAAAAAAUGGUCCUGUUGUAGUAUAAAUAUGAAAUCCAAUUAAGAGAAUUGUUUAUUGGAAUAUUGCUCCUCUAACAAAAUAUAUACUUCAUUCUUCGAUGGCAA
This is a messenger RNA of Humulus lupulus (European hop), 2308 nucleotides long. RefSeq names its product alkaline/neutral invertase E, chloroplastic-like. Gene Ontology annotation, cellular component: chloroplast. The coding region runs from base 190 to 1956 and encodes 588 amino acids. Gene Ontology annotation, molecular function: sucrose alpha-glucosidase activity; endo-alpha-N-acetylgalactosaminidase activity. Gene Ontology annotation, biological process: sucrose catabolic process. The transcript is spliced from 7 exons. The record is from RefSeq and is a predicted model, not a curated record. Lineage: Eukaryota; Viridiplantae; Streptophyta; Magnoliopsida; Rosales; Cannabaceae.